This is a messenger RNA of Diprion similis, 2921 nucleotides long. RefSeq names its product organic cation transporter protein-like (gene Orct). Gene Ontology annotation, cellular component: membrane. NCBI's taxonomy places the organism in Eukaryota, Metazoa, Arthropoda, Insecta, Hymenoptera, Diprionidae. Bases 450 to 2138 code for a protein of 562 amino acids. The record is from RefSeq and is a predicted model, not a curated record. Gene Ontology annotation, molecular function: transmembrane transporter activity. Gene Ontology annotation, biological process: transmembrane transport. The transcript has 9 exons.
UCCGACCGCAUGCAAGCGUCAGUCGCCGUCGAAACGCCGUCAAGCGCGAACGUCGGAUCGUUGAAAUACCUGACGUGUGUUUUUGUGCGGUGAAAUUUGAGGAUUUGAACGUUUCUGAAGAAAGAAUCGAGGCAAAUCCUCGAUUACCUGCACAGUCCGAUUCCAAGGAAGUUGAUAGCACUGGCGAAUCAUCUGUAACCAAGGAUGUCGUAGCGAAGUCUGAAGAAGCUUUGAGAGCAAACGAAUGCCUGAAGCGAUCGAAAGAGGUUAAAAAAUCCAACGAAAGUGGCGAACAAGUGCCGUUGAUAAUCGUCGAAUCGCCGAUCGUAAGUUCCGACUCUAAGGAACCGCUGUGCAAAGAGAACUUAAUACCGCAAAACGGUACAUCAGCCCCAUCGGAGAAAAAUUUGCAAAACAGGAUAUCAGAGGAGGUAAAAGCGAAGAAAAAAAUGGCUUACGACGACGUGAUUUUGCACAUGGGUGAAUUUGGUCGAUACCAAAAGAGGAUAUACCUGCUUUUGUGCCUGCCAGCGAUAUCCUGUGCCUUUCAUAAAAUGAGCGGUGUUUUUCUUGGCGCAAAGGCGGACUUCCGGUGUCUGCAGCCUUACGAAAAUCCGGAAAACGCCACAGUUCAUUUACCCAACGACUUUAUGAAGAUGCACUAUCCGUGGGACAACACAACCAAGAACUUUUCACAGUGCGAAAGAUACGACAGAAAUUUUUCAGAACAUUACUAUGAGUCCGGUGCAAAUGUCACUUUCAAUGCCUCCAUUGUUGAGUGCGACACCUUUGUUUACGAUAAAACAGUGUACGCACUCACGACCACAACUCAGUGGAACCUGGUCUGCAGAAAGGCAUGGCUUAGAGCAACGGGCGACUCGUUAUUCAUGGUGGGAGUGAUGGUGGGAUCCAUGAUAUUCGGUGCACUCUCAGACAGAUUCGGUCGAAGACCGAUAUUCUUUUUGUCACUGGUGAUACAAUUGGUCGGUGGCAUAAUGGUCGCCCUGGCCCCCGAGUACAUUUCGUAUGUAAUCUUCAGAUUGAUUCUGGGGUCAACAACCAGCGGAGUAUUUCUGGUGGCUUACGUUAUCGCGCUCGAAAUGGUCGGACCAAAGAAGCGAUUGGUAGCCGGUGUCGGUUGCCAACUCUUUUUCACCACGGGGUACAUCCUUGUUGCUGGUUUUGCCUACUAUAUUACAGAUUGGAGAUAUCUACAGAUCGCCAUCACCAUUCCGAGUCUAGCAUUCCUCGUCUAUUGGUGGUUCAUUCCCGAAUCCGCCCGAUGGCUGUUGACGAAAGGCCGUGUGCAGGAGGCGAAGGACUUGCUCCAGAAGGCGUCCUCGGAAAACGGUGUAGACCUACCGAAAGACACUUUGGACUGUCUGCUGACCAGCGACAACGAGAGCAAGCCAGAUCUGAACAAGCCGACGUUGUUCGACCUCUUCAGAUACCCAAAUCUGCGCAACAAGAGCAUGUUGCUUUUCUUCAACUGGUUUGUAAACAGUGGUACGUAUUACGGACUGUCUUGGAACACUUCCAACCUCGGAGGUAACGAUUACGUGAAUUUUUUAAUUGGUGGCCUCGUUGAAGUACCAGCUUACACAUUCCUACUUUUCACGUUAAACAGAUGGGGAAGAAAGAUUAUUUUAUGCGGUUGUAUGUUACUCGCCGGGACGUCGUUGCUCCUGACAUUAAUCGUUCCAGCUAACAUGCCAUGGAUGGUCACGUUUCUCGCGAUGUUGGGAAAAUUGGCAAUCACAUCCUCUUACGGUGCCGUUUACGUAUUUACUGCCGAACAGUUUCCCACUGUGAUUAGGAACGUCGGUCUUGGAGCUUGUUCGACCUUUGCCCGGAUAGGAGGAGUCAUAGCGCCGUACAUCAACCACUUGUCGGAAAUUUGGACACCUUUACCGCUGGUCAUUUUCGGCAUCUGCGCACUGAUUGGUGGAAUAAUGUCACUGCUUCUCCCAGAAACGCUGAACAAAAAGCUACCAGAAUCGAUACAGGAUGGCGAACAAUUCGGAAAGAAGAUACGUGGGCACGAUGAAGGUGACGUGAAACAGAUGACCGAUAUUGAAAUAAUGAAACCGUUGAAGACGCAAGGCAACGGAGUGUAUAGCGAAAAACAAAACGGAUGAUAUUGAAAGCGGUGAAGUUGUGCACAGCAGAAUCGAUAAGAUGUAUAAACUGGACAUCAGUUUCCAUCCAGCGAUGUCGACGACAACGUUAAACUAAUUCCACGAUCAAUAAUGCCGCGCGUAUAAUUUCAUGGAAUUAGUUACUGCCUCUCUGUGGUUUUCGCAAAGUGCGCCAACCGCGAGAGGCAUGAAACUUAUAUUUAUUAUACCUAUAGUUAAUGAUUCCGGUGUACGGAAGUCUAGCGGAUUUUGAUACUGUUUUUAAUACCUAUUUUUUAUCGUCAUCGUUCUUUCUUCUUCCUUUUUACAAUCAGCGGAAAUCAGCGGUCAUUUUUCGAAAUGCACUUAUAAAUAACUCACAAUCGGUAUUCACGUAAAAUCGUUCUUACUUGCUGUAUAUGUGGUAUAAGUUUGAAAUUUAGAGGAAAAUACUCACAUUGAAACAGCUGAAACGACUUCGUGGACAAGCUAGUUUGAAAAUCUUUAAUCGUCAGUUAUGGUUGACCGAUAAAAAUAAUUUUUCGCGAUUUCGCCUCUAUGAUUUAUUUCAAUAAUUGCCCCAUGCAAGAAUCAGGACUCUUUGGGAAUUCUUGACGUACAAUUAGACUUUUCCAAACACAACUGUGUAAUCUCAAUUGAGAAUUCCUCAACGAGUAUCGCAUCCUUUCCUGCUUGCUUUCACCGCGACAUUCCUAUCAGUAUACAGCUAAUUAUGAUCAAUUCUGUGCCUAUAAGUUAAAUAUAUUGUUAGGUCGAUUGUUGGGGAGAGGGAAAAAAGAAUAC